Staurois parvus is the source of this 279-nucleotide messenger RNA. NCBI's taxonomy places the organism in Eukaryota, Metazoa, Chordata, Amphibia, Anura, Ranidae. The record is from the annotation of a GenBank genome assembly.
CUACAUAUCCCAUGGUACCUUGCUGCCUGCAAGCAGGUAUAGUGACUACAUGUCACAGAAUUCAAGUAAAUGUGUGCGUAUCUUCACAACAGGGGCGGACUGACAACUCAUGGGGCCCCCGGGCAAUAUGGGAUCAUGGGGCCCCUGUGUCCUUGCCCAAACUCAGAGAAGCCUAUGAAAAAGGUACCAGGGCCAUCUCAUGGGGCCCGCUACUGACCCCGGGCCCUCGGGCACUGCCCUAGUUUCCAAAUGGUCAGUCCGCCCCUGCUUCACAAAGUA